Molecule: messenger RNA, 718 nt
Organism: Neurospora tetraspora
Lineage: Eukaryota; Fungi; Ascomycota; Sordariomycetes; Sordariales; Sordariaceae
Exons: 1
Coding region: 221-631 (136 amino acids)
Source: RefSeq, a predicted model, not a curated record
CCCUGCCCCCCCUGCCCCCCUGUUGCAGGCUCUGGCUUCCACUUUCAGCCCCUGUCAUCCCCAAAUUGACACCCCGCAGCCUUAGACCCGAAGCGGCCAGCGGAUGAUCCAAAGUUGAACGAAGCCGCCAACAGCAGCCGCAAAGGCAGAGAGCGAGGAUUCGUGCGCAAGAAGGAGAAGGGGAGAAAAGGAGAGAUUGAUUGAUCAUGAUUCAUGAUCCAUGACGAGAGAAAGAGGCAAUUCCAAAUUUGGAAACAUUGGAGAAGAUAGAUGUCCAAGAUACGAGAUCUGGCAGGUGUGGUCAUGCCGGUUAUCGUUCAUUCGUCAACAGCAUCGUCGUCGUCUUCGGUCGUCGUCGUCGUGUUGUACUGUUAUCGUCGCCGAGGUUCCCGGACGAGCGAACUCGAUCACUAGUUCGUGUCCAGCGGCCAGCCAGACACAGUCCAAUUCUCAAUGUCAUGGAAAUCGAAACCCAUCUCUUGCGUUCGGGGAAAGAUCAGACAGGGAACCGAGUGAGGCGUGCCAUCCCGAGUGGAGGCACGGCGCAAAUUGGAUGCAGGCCAGACGAUGGAGCCGAAAUGGCCUUGUCAAGUUGUCCCAUGUCCACCCGGAGCUUGUUCACCUGUUCUGAUCAAUCUGACCAACCGCAUCUCGCGAUUGGGGGGAACUUCUCCAGAGAGAGAGGCUGCAAGCACGGUUCAGGGACCAGGGUCCUUUU